Strongyloides ratti is the source of this 930-nucleotide messenger RNA. RefSeq lists its product as hypothetical. Lineage: Eukaryota; Metazoa; Nematoda; Chromadorea; Rhabditida; Strongyloididae. Bases 1 to 930 code for a protein of 309 amino acids. The transcript has 2 exons. The record is from RefSeq and is a predicted model, not a curated record.
AUGCUUAUUUUAUCUAAAAUUUGUUGCUGUUGUUUUGAUGACAGCACAAAAUCAGAACCAUCAGUAACAGAAAUAACUCCCAGAAUUAAAAAUGAUAAUAAAGAUAACAGAUCAAAAGAUAUUUUUGCAGAAGCUAAAAGUAAUUCAAAUGAUAAAGAAAGUUUUGACAAUUCUUCAAAUAUUAAUGAUGAUAAAGAUACUAAAGAAAUUAAAAAUGUAUCUUCUGAAAAUAAUUCAAAACAAAUUAAUAAAGAGAAUUUAUUAGAAAAUAGUGAAACAGCAGCUAUAACUAAUAUGAUGUUAGAUGAUAUUGUUGAAGAUGAUUUAGAACAAGCACCAAUUAUUCAUUCUGAAUCAGAAAUAAAGGUUGAUUUAAACGCAAUUGAAGAAGCUUCAUUAGAUGAUAUUUAUGAUUUAACAAUAAAUGAUAAAAAUAAUGAUAAUGAUAGUAAAAAAAGUGUUAAAGAUGAUACAAGUUCUAAAGUAAUGCAAAUGUUAAAAGAUGAAGAUGAAGUAGAAUUAACAUCACAAUACGAUGAUAGUUAUGAUGAAGAAGAAGAUAAUAAUGAUGAUGAAGAAGGUAUUGAAGUUGAAAUAAAAGAAACAAUACCAAUAAGUAGAGCACCAGGUGUAAUUACUCAUGCAGACUCACUUGUUAAUAAUAAAAGUACAAUAAAAACAUCAGCUAUGUAUGGUGAUGAGAGUGAAACUGAUUCAGACGAUUCUGAUGAUUCCGAUGAUUCUGAUGAUUCAGAUGACAUUUCAGAGACAACUGAUGAGGCAAAAGAAAAUAUUACAACAAUAUCAUCAUCAAAAAUUGAAGAAAAAAAGAAUAUUAGUGUUAAAAGAGAAGGAUCAACGAUUACAGCUGUCCCAGCAAUCAUUCAACAAGAACUUACUGAUGAGGAAGUUAGUGAAAAAGUAAUAUAA